Molecule: messenger RNA, 2189 nt
Organism: Gorilla gorilla gorilla (western lowland gorilla)
Lineage: Eukaryota; Metazoa; Chordata; Mammalia; Primates; Hominidae
Gene: CLEC1B
Product: C-type lectin domain family 1 member B
Exons: 14
Coding region: 1438-2127 (229 amino acids)
Biological process (GO): signal transduction; platelet formation
Cellular component (GO): plasma membrane
Molecular function (GO): transmembrane signaling receptor activity
Source: RefSeq, a predicted model, not a curated record
GUGGGGGUGGGAGCUGCCGGAUGAGCUGCUGUGGCUCUCGGAGCGCAGGACCACACCAUCGCUGCAGCCUGCACCCUCGCGGCCCGGUAAACUUGACAGUUUCUUAUAGAGCACAGAAGCCAUGGUGGUGUCAUGGAAUAUUGUCAAUUUCGGUUACAUUUCAUCAUGGUCAAGUCAACUCCAGGAGGCAGCAUCAUGGAUGAUUUGGCUUAUGUUCUGCUUUUGUCUUCUACAGAAACUUGUGUCUCACUGUUGUCUCCUUCCUGGCUCGGGUUAUCAUAUGGCACAUCCAACUGUGAGUGUGGGAAGAUGGCAUAAUCCUCUGACUGUGUCAGAUUCUUAGGAAAUUGUGACUCUUAUAAGAUGGCACAGUCUCUUCCCUGAUGUGUGUCAAGUUCUUAGAAAAUUGUGUGCUAUGCUAAGGAAUCAAAAAGGUGAAAGGGUCUGGACCCUAUCCUUGCCCACUUCGUUUCUGGCCUCCACAUCACAAAGGGCACAGAAGAUACAAAAAUAAUCCAUGGGCAAUAUAGUGCCUGUCUCAGAAGAUCGGCUGCUAAUCCUCAUACUGAUUGGCUCCAGAAUUAUCUGUUACUGCUGCUUGAACAUCAUAUUCCUUUUCAAAAGAGCAAGAAAUCAGGCUGCUGCUGCUACUUGGAAGAUUUCUCUCCACUAGAGAAGUCUCAUGUGAAUUAAGAAAAGGCAGAGACCAUUGACAUGAGGACCAGUUUAAAUAGAUGAUUACAAAAAUAAGAAAUUAAGAAUGGUUUUCUAUCUCUGUUCCGGUCCGUGUCCGGAGUUGGUUCCUGCCGGUGGGUUCCUGGUCUCGCUGACUUCAAGAAUGAAGCCGCGGACCUUUGCGAGCCAUGAAACAUUUUCUUCUGGGGAUAAAGGACGAAAAUUUUAUUACCGAAGAUAACUAUGUGUCGGAUAGUGAUCGGCGUUACAGAAAAGAGUGAAGCAAGGAAGAGGGACAAGAAUGUGGGCUGGUGUGUAGUCAGGUGACAAAACACUGAAGGAAAGCAGUGACCAAAAGAACGUGAAAGAGAGGGGUUACUGUGACAGAAUAGCCUCAGGACUUGCUGAUGAGUAGAUGUAGAAAGGAAGGAAGAGAGGGAGGAUCAAACCCCAUUCCAACCCCAAUCUUCCAGAAAAGCCUGAGGAUUAGUGAUGGGAGAGCGAAGAAUCCCUUUUAGCUGAAACAGAAGUUAUGAGAACAGAAGCAGUGGUAGAUGAAUGGUCCAUGUAUCUCUGAGCAGCUAUGAAGAAGCUUCCUGGAAAACAAUAAGCAAAGGAAAACAAAUGUGUCCCAUCUCACAUGGUUCUACCCUACUAAAGACAGGAAGAUCAUAGACUGACAGAUACUGAAAUUGUAAGAGUUGGAAACUACAUUUUGCAAAGUCAUUGAACUCUGAGCUCAGUUGCAGUACUCGGGAAGCCAUGCAGGAUGAAGAUGGAUACAUCACCUUAAAUAUUAAAACUCGGAAACCAGCUCUCAUCUCCGUUGGCCCUGCGUCCUCCUCCUGGUGGCGUGUGAUGGCUUUGAUUCUGCUGAUCCUGUGCGUGGGGAUGGUUGUCGGGCUGGUGGCUCUGGGGAUUUGGUCUGUCAUGCAGCGCAAUUACCUACAAGAUGAGAAUGAAAAUCGCACAGGAACUCUGCAACAAUUAGCAAAGCGCUUCUGCCAAUAUGUAGUAAAACAAUCAGAACUAAAGGGCACUUUCAAAGGUCAUAAAUGCAGCCCCUGUGACACAAACUGGAGAUAUUAUGGAGAUAGCUGCUAUGGGUUCUUCAGGCACAACUUAACAUGGGAAGAGAGUAAGCAGUACUGCACUGACAUGAAUGCUACUCUCCUGAAGAUUGACAACCGGAACAUUGUGGAAUACAUCACAGCCAGGACUCGGUUAAUUCGUUGGGUCGGAUUAUCUCGCCAGAAGUCGAAUGAGGUCUGGAAGUGGGAGGAUGGCUCAGUUAUCUCAGAAAAUAUGUUUGAGUUUUUGGAAGAUGGAAAAGGAAAUAUGAAUUGUGCUUAUUUUCAUAAUGGGAAAAUGCACCCUACCUUCUGCGAGAACAAACAUUAUUUAAUGUGUGAGAGGAAGGCUGGCAUGACCAAGGUGGACCAACUACCUUAAUGCAAAGAGGUGGACAGGAUAACACAGAUAAGGGCUUUAUUGUACAAUAAAAGAUAUGUAUG